Chelmon rostratus (copperband butterflyfish) is the source of this 3367-nucleotide messenger RNA. It is a transcript of the gene ppfibp2a, whose product is annotated as PPFIA binding protein 2a. Gene Ontology annotation, molecular function: protein binding. The coding region runs from base 336 to 2777 and encodes 813 amino acids. The transcript has 22 exons. Gene Ontology annotation, cellular component: presynaptic active zone. Lineage: Eukaryota; Metazoa; Chordata; Actinopteri; Chaetodontiformes; Chaetodontidae. Gene Ontology annotation, biological process: neuromuscular junction development. The record is from RefSeq and is a predicted model, not a curated record.
AGAGGUAGAAAAAAGUGAAGAGAAGAAAGAAGGGGAGUACAGCCAACUGGCAUAGUUUGAGUUAUUCGGCUCAGCUCUAAAAGUCUCAGGCUGCCCAGACUCCAAACCACACGGACUAAGGUCCUCUCUGCUUUCUCUACAACUGCAAUAUGGAGGGUCUGUAAAAGAAGGAUUCAGAGAGAUCGAGGGUGCAGCUCAGUUGAGAGCCAUUGUUUUAUCUUGCUGUGGAUUUCGGUAUCCGGUCAUCCUCUUUGAUGCUUUGCAGCACUAAGCAGCUAAAUUCUGUUAGUAUCUAAAAAUUAAGAGCCACACCUACAGUACAAUGGGCCUGCAGAAUGGAGUAUGAUAUUGACUUCUACAAACAUUUUGCCUGGCUUAGGAAGGUAAACGUCCAUUCACCUGGCAACAGUGAGUCCUACCAGGAGCGAUUAGCACGUCUGGAGGGAGACAAAGAGUCACUAAUUCUGCAGGUGAGUGUGCUGACAGACCAGGUGGAGGCUCAGGGAGCCAAGAUCAGCGAUCUACAGAGUUCUCUGGUGGAGCAUCAGCACAAACUCGACUCUGCGGAGGAGAUGCUGCAGCAGGAGCUCCUGCAUAGGACGUCACUGGAGAACCAGAAGCUGAGUCUUAUGGGGGAGGUGUCCUACCUGAAAGUAAAGCUCGCAGACAUGGAGGGAAAGCAGGGCCAUGGGGCUGAAAGGCAGCACAAAGCAGAGGGUUUAGUUAAGGAGCUCAAGAUUCUCAAGGACAAAGUGGAGCACCUAGAGGAUCAGAAGUUACAGUAUGAGAAGAAACUCAAAGCAACAAAGGCGGAGAUCAGCAGCCUUCAGCAGCUUCUGCUCAGUAAGAACGCAGAGAUCGAGAGCUUGCACACUCAGCUGCUGGCCAGACCCCCUCUAUCCCCUGAGAGCUCAGAGAGAGAGGAGAUGUACAGGAAGAGGCUAAACACCAAAUAUCAGGAACUGCAGAAGCUCAGGAGUGGCAUGAAAUCACUUGUAGCUGCCAAUGAUGAAAAGGACCGACGCAUUGAAGAGCUCACUCUGCUCCUGAAUCAGUGCAGGCAAUUCAGAGAAGUCACUCACGCCACAAGGCAAGCUCCACCUGCUGUUCGUUCGUUGUCAAAUGGCAGGACUCCGUCAAGCAGCAGCGAGGAGGAGGAGCAGGGACUGACGAAGAACACCGAUUCCGCCAGUGCAAAAUCAGAGGAUAUAAAGUCUGAAGUAUCACACGUUUCCACAACCAGUUCUUCCUCCCAUCACACAUCUCUUUCAUCCGUCCAGAAGGACAGUGACUCCAGAACAGAAACACAAAUGCUGUCGAGUAGCAUGAAUGACCUAAUUAACGGACCUUUACAAAAGAGCACUCUGGCUGACACCAGAAGUCAGACGCUGCCUGUGAACGCCUCUCUGUCAGAGCAGAACGGGAUCAGAGACAGCAGCGGUGAAAACCAGAGCCAAAGGUCUCCAGAUGGGAGCGAAGACGGAGACUCCAGCCAAAGAAAGUUGGAGAAAGUUGAUGACAGCACUGAAGGCAAUAAUUCACCACUUGAUUCUGGAGCAAACGCGCAGGCUGGCCAGCGAGCUGUGGGCUCACCAGAGUACAUGAAGAAUAACAGGAGCUUCAAGAGACUCUGGGGAAAACUUCGAAGAACACAGUCUGGUGGGCUCCAGGCAGGAGAUCCAGAUGCCGGUCAGUUCAGAAGAGGGGGACUGCGUGCGACAGCGGGACCCAGACUGACCCGGACCCCCGAAUCUUAUGACUCUGCACGUGAUAUGAAUAUUCCAUUCAGCCAGUGGACCAAGGAGCAGGUGUGCGGCUGGCUAGAGGACUAUGGACUGGGCCAGUAUGUCAACCUCACCAGACAGUGGGUUGAAAAUGGACAGACACUGCUGUCUGCCACACCUCAGGACUUUGAGAAGGAGAUGGGUAUGAAGAAUCCACUGCACAGAAAGAAGCUGCAGCUCGCUCUGCGUGCCUUCACCACUAAAGUUACAGAGAAGUCGUCUGAGCUGGACUACAUCUGGGUCACCCGCUGGUUGGAUGACAUUGGUUUGCCUCAGUAUAAGGACCAAUUCCAUGAAGCUCGGGUGGACGGUCGAAUGAUACAAUACCUCACAGUGAAUGACCUCUUGACUCUAAAGGUCACCAGCCAGCUUCAUCAUCUCAGUAUUAAAUGUGCCAUCCAUGUCCUCCACGCCAACAAGUUCAACCCCAACUGUCUUCGGCGCAGGCCAGGAGAAGAGAGACAGCCCUCUCCCUCAGAGGUGGUGCAGUGGUCUAACCAUCGAGUGAUGGAGUGGCUAAGAGCAGUGGAUCUAGCUGAAUAUGCUCCCAAUCUCCGGGGCAGUGGUGUUCAUGGCGGGCUGAUUAUCCUCGAGCCUCGCUUCAGCUCAGAGACUUUGGCCCUGCUGUUAAAUAUUCCUCCACAGAAGACUUUGCUCCGCCGCCACCUGGCCACUGCCUUCUCCGCCCUGGUGGGGUCUCAGGCCACGCAGGAGAAGCGAGAGUAUGGAAAUGCAACGGGUCAUGUGCCCCUCACUACCACUGCGAAAGUAAAGCCAAAGAAGCUGGGCUUCACCCAAUUCAGCCACCUCCGAAAGAGGAAACCUGAUGAAUCUGCGGACUACAUCUGCCCAAUAGACAGCGGAGCACUGACAGUGAAUGGGAUUUCUCGCUUGCCCUCUGCAGCACUUAGGGGCCUCAGCCCCAGCCUGGACAGACAGGCUGAGAGGCGGGAGGAGGGGAUAAAAGCUCAGGCUAAUGGCCCAAAGCAAUAACUUCAAAAAUAUAGUCGGAAACUUCACCCUCUCCACCGCGCUCCCCUCUCACUCACUAAGUGACUUUGUGAAUCAGUGGAAAUUCUGAUGCAGAAACAUACCUAAGAUGAAUCCAUGUGGUGAUUUGCUGGAAGGGCUGCAAAGAUGCUGUGUUUAGCAGGCGAUGCUAAUUGUUGUUAAUGUAUUUUUUUUUUUUAUCCAGAUGUUGCUUAAACAGAGCUCAUCUGAAACGAUGUUGAAUGGUGACAUUGUGUGAAUUGUGUUAUGAACGCUGAACUGCUCUCUGCAUUCCUUAUACAGUAUAUCUUUGCUUUAAAACAAUUUACUGACCAUUUUGUAUCUAAACUUUAGUUAGAAUAUUGAUGACCUUGUUAUAUAUCUGGAUUGAUUGUACAGUAUAAUAAUUGACACCAGUUCCUUUCAGAAUGUUUCUCAUUCAUUUUCUGUAUGACUGACAAAAAGAUUAAAUCAUUUUGAUUCUCAGCGGUACUCUUACUUUUCUGCACAUUCAAAUGAGGCUUGUUAGGAUUCUCCACCCACAUGUUGCCUUGUUUCAUAAGAUCAUUGCAAAUAUGCAAUAAUUUAAUAAA